AUGCCCGAUGGUCCCGAGGAACGAGAUUAUCACGCCUUCUCUGCUACCGAUGUAUCCGAGAUCAAUCCAGUUACUUUUCGCAUGCACAACCCUACCAUGACUUGGUGGCUCCGAGCCGAGGAAAAUGUCAAGCCCGACGAAAACGUCAAACCACUUGGGUGUAUUAUUAUUGGAGAAGUGCCAGAGGAUGUCACGUUCACUCAACUAGACGACCUGUUUCACUCUAUAUCUCUACCGGUAAAGAACACGCAUCCGCAGCAGAGCUGUGUGACUUGGAUCGUGUAUGCCGUACAGGCCCUUCAGGAGCAAGGUUGGGUAACGCAGUUUGAUCUCGACGAGUUCAAAGACCGGGUCGUCUCUUACGCUGACGAUAGGAUGGAAGGGUCAAGCUCACAGCUGGGUGUCUUGUAA
This is a messenger RNA of Fusarium musae, 411 nucleotides long. RefSeq lists its product as uncharacterized. Bases 1 to 411 code for a protein of 136 amino acids. Lineage: Eukaryota; Fungi; Ascomycota; Sordariomycetes; Hypocreales; Nectriaceae. The transcript has 2 exons. The record is from RefSeq and is a predicted model, not a curated record.